GUCAGACUUAAGCCCGACCUUGGAACCCGGAUUCGGCCCGAUCAAGUUUUGCUUUGCAUAAUUUUUGGUAGAAACAACAGACUAAAAUCUUGGUACAAUAAGUAUUAUCACCAUCGUACAGCCUUCAAGUAGGAACAUGCAAACGGCUGCAGGGAAAGGAGCAUGCGCACCGAAAAUUGCGCCUCGAGUGCCUGUUUGCCCGCUUGUCCGUACCAGUAGGAACUCUACGUCUGCUAGAGGCUUUAUCGACGGGCGACAGCCUAUUGCUGGGGGCAGCGUCGCGGUCGCAAAGCCCCAGUCGUUUCAAGAGCGCAGCCUUGUGGUACUGGACUACAAUGACCUGGCUUCUGGGAAUCAUUUACACGCUCAGAUUGAAGAGGCGCUCGGCCCGAACGGACUUGGCGCCCUGGCCGUAAGGAACGUUCCCGGAUACGUGGCCCGUCGUCGCCUCCUGCUGCCCCAGGCGCAUGCUUUUGCGAACCUGCCCGAGGACGUCCGCCGGCGGUACGAGGACCAGGAGAGCCAUUACAGUGUUGGAUGGUCUCACGGGAAGGAGUCGCUCUCGAGCGGCCAGCCCGACACGUACAAGGGGAGCUACUACGCCAACCCGCUAGUAGACGACCCGCUGCGGCCGGGACCCACCGACUCACUGCGCCCGUGGCAGCACUCAGCGCUGGCGUCCUUGGAGGAGACGCUGUCCUCAGUUGAUGACUCGGGACGCGCUGGCGCCGGCGCCAGCUCCAGUGGGCGGUGCAGCGCGGAGGAGGAGGCAGAGCUGCGGCGCCGUCACCCCGGCUACUACCGGCCCAACUUGUGGCCCCGCCAGGAGCUGCCUGUGUUCGAGGUGGCGCUCAAGGACCUGGGCCGACUCAUCGUGGCGGUGGGCUGCCUCCUUAUGGACCACUGCGACAGCUACGUGUCAUCGCGGCUGGGCGUGCAGGAGGGGCAGCUGUCGGGUGUGCUGCGGCGCAGCUACAACCCCAAGGCGCGGCUGCUGCACUACUUCGCAAUGCCAGGGCCGCAACUGAGUCUGCUUGCUGGGACUGCCGGGGCCCAGCAGCCCCCACAGCAGCAGGAGAACGAGGACUCCUGGUGCGGCCUACACACCGACCACGGCAGCCUGACCGGCCUGACGUCGGCCAUGUACCUGGACGCCUCCGGCCACGAGGUGCCCAACCCCGACCCCGCGGCGGGGCUGUACAUCCGCGACCGAAGCGGACACAUGGUGCGCGCCGGCAUCCCGGCUGACUGCAUCGCGUUCCAGGUGGGGGAGGCGCUGCAGAUACACUCGGGCGGACUGCUGCAGGCCACGCCGCACUUCGUGCGCAGCGCCCGCGGUGUGGCGGCGGCGGGCGUGAGCCGCAACACGUUUGCGGUGUUCAUGCAGCCCAAUGUGGACGAGCGCAUGGACUGUCCGCCAGGCAUGGACCCCAAGUCAGUGAAAAUCGGGCAGUGGCAGCCGGGCUGCACAUUCGGCAAGUUUGCAGAGGAUACCUUUGCAUUGUACUACCACAAGAACCAGUGAAGCACUCGCAUGGUGGCAGCGAGGCAUGGUGGGCUAGGAGGCAUCAUGUGAAAGGCGGCGAACCGAAGGGAGGUUCAAAUGGCUUACAGACAGGCCAGUGCAUAACUAGGCCCAGCACAAUUAUGCAUGGUCGGCGUGAGUUGUUACCUUGCAUGGCAGGACGAAGGUUUGCGGGCACGGGCCUGGCACGCUGGAAAGCGUGAUGCUGUGAUGCUGGCAGGAUGGCCGUCCAGAUAGCACGGCGCUGCGCGGCACCAGCUCCGAAAGUGGGGCCAUAUCAAUGUAAUGCCGCGAGACG
This is a messenger RNA of Chlamydomonas reinhardtii, 1823 nucleotides long. RefSeq lists its product as uncharacterized. The transcript is spliced from 12 exons. The record is from RefSeq and is a predicted model, not a curated record. Lineage: Eukaryota; Viridiplantae; Chlorophyta; Chlorophyceae; Chlamydomonadales; Chlamydomonadaceae. The coding region runs from base 137 to 1525 and encodes 462 amino acids.